Messenger RNA from Octopus sinensis (East Asian common octopus), 414 nucleotides. RefSeq lists its product as uncharacterized. Lineage: Eukaryota; Metazoa; Mollusca; Cephalopoda; Octopoda; Octopodidae. Bases 1 to 414 code for a protein of 137 amino acids. The transcript has a single exon. The record is from RefSeq and is a predicted model, not a curated record.
AUGGCAAGCGAUCACACAGCAGCUCUGAAGGCACCACAGUUCUGGUCAAAGAGGGCUGCGCUAUGGUUAACGCAGGUGGAAGCGCAAUUUAACAUACGCAAAGUAACUUCAGACCUAACGAAAUAUUCGUACAUAGUAGUGGCACUAGAUGAAGACACGGCAACAAGGGUGAUGGACAUUUUAACCCAACCCUCUUCAAUGCACAAACACACCCCGUUAAAAGACAGGCUGGUGGAUACAAUCCGGCGGAGCGACUGGGAAGCAGCAGCGAAGAUACUGGAGGAAGAAUUAAGUGAUUCUAAGCCUUCGGAGUUGAUGGACAAGAUGUUGACAUUAUUUCCCCCUGGUGAGUCACCUUUUUGUUUAUGGAAAUAUUCCUCUGCAAGUUACCACCCCUGGUCCAGGCCCUCAUAA